This is a messenger RNA of Didymodactylos carnosus, 1293 nucleotides long. The record is from the annotation of a GenBank genome assembly. Lineage: Eukaryota; Metazoa; Rotifera; Eurotatoria; Philodinida; Philodinidae.
AUGAAUAAUUUAUUUAAUCUGCCGUUUGCUUUUUCCAUUAAUCCAGCAUCUGUGAAACACUUGCUUCUUCAUCGCAAAAAUGUUCAUAAUCACGGCGAGGAUAAAUGGACUGAGAAAGCCAUUCGAGGUUUAAUUAAACGUUUAACAAAAUCAUCGAUGGUAGACGAUUUAGAGAUAGCUUUAGAUACAAAAAGUUCACAAACAAAAUGUGUUACAAUACCAAGAGAUACACAAGGAAAAUUGUUGCAGGCAAACACAUUAACGGGUACCAAUAAACACUUUCCAGAUGUAACACCGGCGGUAGCAUUCUGUCGUAUAUGGCGUUGGCCGGAUUUAAAUACUCACUUGGAAUUGAAGCCAUGUGAAACGUGUGCAUACGCCUUUCAAAGUGGUCAAGAUUUGAUUUCUUUGCCUCCUGUUUAUGUACCUGUCUCUGAUCGUGCCGUAUUCGAUUCUAAUUCAGUAUCACUUCCGAAUGAGACAAAUUUUAUGCCUCAUCCAGAUUCAACAGUCGGCAUGGAUGUUACACCACCUAUGAACCAGAUGAAUAGUCCAUUGAAUGCACAAGACAAUUACGAAGCCAUGACACCAACACAGGCCUCAGUUGCAGCAGCACAGGCUGCAUUGCAACAAGAGACCCAAAAUUAUGGAGCAGCUUCCAACGGUGUUGCUAAUAUGAAUCCACAGCCAAUUAAUUUUGUUGAACCACCAUUUUGGUGUUCAAUUUUGUACUAUGAAUUGAAUCAGCGUGUGGGAGAAGUAUUUCAAGCAUCGUUGAACUCAUUCGUUGUCGAUGGUUACUGUGAUCCGAAUGCAUCGGAUCGAUUCUGUCUCGGAUUAUUAACAAAUGUUAAUCGAACAACGGAAAUUGAAGCUUGUCGACGAAUGAUUGGUACCGGUGUGAGACUGUAUUAUAUUGGUGGUGAAGUAUUUGCUGAAUGUUUAUCUGAUACACCCAUAUUUGUGCAAAGUCCAAGCUGCAAUCGACGUUAUGGUUGGCAUCCAGCUACAGUUUGUAAAAUUCCACCAGGUUGUAAUUUGAAAAUAUUUAACAAUAGUGAAUUUGCUCAAUUAUUAAGUGAAACUGUUCCACAAGGUUUCGAAAGUGUUUAUCAGCUGACACGAAUAUGUUCAAUUAGAAUGAGUUUUGUUAAAGGAUGGGGAGAGGAAUAUAGACGUCGUACAAUAAUGAGUACACCAUGCUGGAUUGAAAUCCAUUUGAAUGGUCCACUGCAAUGGCUUGAUCGUGUUUUACAGUCAUUAAAUCCACCUGGACCUGUGUCAAGCAAGUAA